AUGGAUGACCAUUUGAGAUCUGUGAGCUUCAAAGAGUCAAGGGGUAGUAAGACCACCCCAUCGAAGUCAACUUAUUCAUCCAAGAAACUUGAGAUAGCAUGCUUUAUCAUCAUCGUCUUCCAAAUAACCACCUUAUCCUUGUAUAUAUUUUACACGGGUACGAAACCUCCCGGGAGGGUCACCAGAGUUGGGAGGCACGAGGAGGUAUCGCUUCUUGACGAUCCGAGUUGCUACCUCAAGGAUAAACUCGAGAAACCUCAGCUGCCCACUAUACACUCAAUCUUCGCAGACCCGUUCACCAACGAGGUUGUUGUGGUUGGAGUUCGCCUCUGGUUUGAGAGGUGGCACACGGAGGCUUUCCUGUGUGAGUUCAGAGGCACACGAGAUGAGGUUUACAUGAGCCUCAUCGACCCCAUGCUAGAGGACUUCCAGAGGUUCGGUGCUACACCCCAGUAUAACAUCAUCAUGACAUGCCCUCUACCGAAAGCUCUUUACAGAGUACCGAAGUUCAAUAUGACUUUAAGACGUAUCUUAAACUCAACCACAACUCUAUCCUACGAGAACAUCACAGUUUGCCAGACCGGACAGCGUGAGAGUAAACCAAACUAUCUAUCCAUGUGUACUAUGGUGAAAAACAUGGAUGCUGCAGUACCACCGUGGCUUGAGUACCACCGUAAAUACGGAGUAGAACAUGUGUAUAUCUACGAUAACGCCAACCCCGCUACUAGUACUCUCCGCCAGAGCUUGCGGAGAUUCGUCGAGGGUGGAUUUUUGACGAUCAUCCCGUGGGGGCACGACCACUCGCCCCGCAAGACCUACUUGGAGGUCCAGAUAGCUCAUGAGAACGAUUGUCUAUGGAGGAAUCGCCAUCGCAGUGAAUGGAUGAUAAAGAUAGACGUGGAUGAAUUCUUACAACCAAUGGAUCCUUCUAUGAAUUUAAUAUCCGAUGUGAUUCGUAGGUACAGCCCGGUUGGGGCGAGAAUCGGGUCUCUGCGAAUCCAGAACUGGUUUUUCUGCCACGGGCGCAAACAGCCAAAGAAACGCAAUUCGAACCAACACGAGAGCGUCUUUGAACGGAAUCAGUACAGUAGCCGGAAACCCACGCCGGUCAACAUGGGCCGGGACAAGGCGGUGGUGCGACCCACCAACGUGCAUUUCUUCAAGAUCCAUGGAGUUAAACUCGGAGGUGACACCAUCACCCUAUGUCCACGGACCGAGAUGAGGAUGGUUCACUACCGGGGGGAUAACCGUCUACACCCCGGCUUCAAAUGCUCCGAUAGUCAGCCAUUGAAAGACAGUUCUGUGUGUAGACUGUGGGCACAAGCGAAGGGCGUGAGCCCUAACAGCUCGGACCCAGAUGGGCUCAAUUGUAUUUAA
Messenger RNA from Asterias rubens (European starfish), 1377 nucleotides. RefSeq lists its product as uncharacterized. The transcript has a single exon. The record is from RefSeq and is a predicted model, not a curated record. NCBI's taxonomy places the organism in Eukaryota, Metazoa, Echinodermata, Asteroidea, Forcipulatida, Asteriidae. Bases 1 to 1377 code for a protein of 458 amino acids.